Molecule: messenger RNA, 747 nt
Organism: Raphanus sativus (radish)
Lineage: Eukaryota; Viridiplantae; Streptophyta; Magnoliopsida; Brassicales; Brassicaceae
Exons: 2
Coding region: 1-747 (248 amino acids)
Source: RefSeq, a predicted model, not a curated record
AUGAGGGUCAGUGAGUUGAUAUGCGGAAAUGGAAGAGAAUGGAAUCAAGAUAAACUUGCUAGGCUGUUCACCGAUGAAGUACGGAGCAGAAUUAACGAGCUCACCCCAGCAGGUAAAAACAGUAAAGAUACUUAUGCAUGGGAGUACACAAAAUCGGGGCAUUUCACUGUUAAAUCUGCCUACUGGGUACAAGUGAAUGUGUUAGCAGUGGAGCAGGAGGCGCAGAUGGUUUUGCAACCGAGUUUUGACGGCCUAUACCAAAAGAUCUGGAGCUCCAACACUAGCCCAAAGGUAAAACACUUCCUAUGGAGAUGUCUAAGUAACUCCCUCCCGGUGGCAGAGAAUAUGGCAUACUGCCACUUAGCCAAGGACAAGACAUGCGCUCGCUGUGGCGUGGGGGAGGAGAGUGUCAAUCAUUUAUUUUUCCAGUGUACUUAUGCUCGUCAACUGUGGGCUCUAGCGCAUAUACAUAUACCGCCUUCAGUGUACCCUAGGGAGGAAGUAGAUGAAGAAUUAGUAUCAUGGUUGAUGUGGAGAAUUUGGAAGAACAGAAAUGAGUUUAUCUUCAGGGGGGUAGAUUUCAAUGCUCCUGCAACAAUUAUGAAGGUCUGGGAUGAUGUACAAGAAUGGAAGAAUAGAGCAGAGGUGAAAAAUGAAGUGGUGAAAAAGCAAACGAUGGAAGGACCUGUGAAGAAAUGGCUCCCGCCGGCCCCAUCAUGGAUAAAAUGCAACACGGAUGGGUCCUAG